AUGGUCGAGAAAGGGGCACAGUACUCGUACUGUACCAGGUGGUCAGUGAUAGUCAGCCACUGCGAUAUUCGUAUUGGAUACCAGCCUAAUCGAUUGAUCACUCUAGCGAAAGUGGAACGUCGUAGAAACCCUAAUCUCCAUCUCAGUGCAAGAAAGGAGGGCUCACCCGAGCUGCAGCCGCAAGGCGCAGCUCAAGGUAAUACAUCACGCGUUGCUCCGUUUCCUAUUAGCAACCAUGGAUGGGUACCUCCAAGCACUAGAGGUCGUCGAGUGGAACAACCCGUGCUCGAUGUAAAUUUGAUACGCAGACGCAUUCAGGGUAUUCUGAAUAAGCUUACCCCCGACAAUUUCGAUCGACUGGCCAACCAAUUAGUUCAUGUCGGGAUUAAGAAUAAAGAGAUUUUAAGUAUCGUCAUCAAGCUUAUCUAUGAUAAAGCAACAUCAGAAACUAAAUAUUGCUCCCUGUAUGCAAGGCUAUGUGGCAGAUUAUCAGAAGAUGCACCGAAAUUCGACGAGAAGUCCGAUUCCAAUUCAUUCCGCAAGCUUCUUCUACAUAUCUGCGAGAAUGAAUUCCAUAGCAGAACGAAAGCCAGUUCUGCCUUUGACAGUAUGGCAGGCGACUUGACAGCGGAAGAAGAAGAGGCCAGAACGCUUGCUAAGAGGCGUGUACUGGGUAACAUCAAAUUUAUCGGUGAACUUGGGAAGUUAAAGAUUUUAGAUAAUAAGAUUCUCUAUGAUUGUAUUAAAAUGUUGGUUGUGAAGGGAAAGCCAGACCUAGUUGAAUUAAGUGAACAGUUGGAAUGUUUAUGCGAAUUAAUGAAAACUUGUGGGCGACAAAUUGACACAGAUAAAGCUUCGGAUUGGAUGGAUGACUGCUUCAAAUACAUGGAGAAAAAAAUGAAAAAUAAAAAGUUACCACCCAGAACAAGAUUUAUGCUGCAAAAUAUUAUUGAAGUUAGACAGAACAAGUGGGUUCCCCGUAAAUGUAUGACAGAAAAUGGCCCCAAAAGUAUCAGUGAAAUUAGACAAGAAGCAGGAAUGAGACCAUCUAGGAUACUCCAAAAGGGCCUACACGAUGGUCGAGAAAGUAGGCCACAGCCUGACAUUUUUAGUCAGAGAAGGACGGAUUUUGAUCCAUAUUUCCAUAUGCAUGAGAUAUAUUUCCGUCGUGAUCCCGGUCAUGGAAAUCAUGAUAUUAGUAACAUGAUGCAAAAUCCAAGAUUUCAUCCAUCUGUUGUCGCAGAAAAUUUUUAUAUGGACCCAUCCUAUCCUGGAGGAUUCCCACCGUUUAACAAUCCUAUGGCUAAUCACAAUCACAAUGCUUUCAUGAAUGCUCAAAAGCAGAAUCAACUACACCGUCCACCACAACCUCAAAUUACUCUUGUUUCCGCAGAUGAUAUUCGCCCUUCGAAACCUCUCCAGAAAGAAUUCCGUCUUGAGAAUGACGCUAACAUUAGCCUACGUCCUUCAGAUAAUUCUAUGUUGGUGUCACUGGCAUCAUCGCAGAAAAAUCAACGCAAAACCGCUACACAACCAAAUAAAGUGGGGCCGCUGAUUAGUUUAAGUAAAUUGAAUUUGACCCCAGAGAAGCCUCGAUCCAAAAAAAGUGGCAAAUCAGCAGUAUUAAGCAGAGAGGACUAUCGCAACAAAGUGAUGCAAUUGAUACAACUAAGAAAAUUUUACACUGCAUGUGACAUUAGAUACAUCGAUUUGUUAAUAUCCUGUAUUCUCGAGUAUGGUCGAGAUAAAGACGUGGCUGAGCGUAAGCGACUUAUGCAAUUAGUCGUUCAUUUAUCUAAUGAAGGCUUAAUUUCCAAAGAAGAUUUCUUCAAAGCAAUUAAACAAUAUUUACAAAAUAUUCAAAAGAAUGAUGACGAAGCAAAUACAGUCAAGGAUAGCGCAGCUGACUAUAUUGGAGAACUUAUGUUUUUAAAGUGGCUUGGAACAUCUGAGAGCUUAAAACAAAUCGCUGAAAUCACUCAUGUUUCGUUUGUUAUCGCCAUUUUCAAAUGGUUGGAGCGCCGAGUGAACAAGGAUUACGUGGUGGAAAUCUAUGAAGACUCUAAAAUUGACCUCCUAUUGCUGAUACCCGAUCCAGAUAAUCGAACUAUGGAUCAUCUAAUGGAGCUGUUACAAGAAAAGGAUCUCGGAUAUUUGUAUCCUUUGCAAAAAGUAGAGAUGGAACUUCUCCAAAAGAUCCGAGAAGAUCCGAAUUCAACUGUUGUCUUUAGGUGGAUCAAGCAAACCGUUGACCCUAGUCUCUACACAAGUGAUGAUUUCGUGCUCGGUUUAUCAACGUGCAUAUUGAAAUACGUAACUGAAAACAGCACCUUGCCGAAAAAUUAUGAUAAAUCUGUUCAACCAGAGAAACCUUUGGUAGAGAAGGAGAAGGAACUUAUGCAAGGACUUAAGGGCUUAUUGCAUCAAUUUGUACAUGACAAGAUCAAUUUGCAGAUGAUUGUCAUCUAUGCUCUGCAAGUAUUUUGUUACUCGCGUACAUUCCCAAAAGAUCUUAUGCAGAGGAUGUUCAACAUUCUAUAUGAGGAAGAAUUAUGCGAGGAAGAAGCCUUUCUGAAAUGGAAAGAAGACCUUAACGAUAAGUACCCUGGCAAAGGAGAGGCUCUAUUUAAAGUAAAUCAAUGGUUGACAUGGCUAGAGACUGCCGAGUCAGAAGAUAGCGCAUCGGAUUCCGAUUGACGAAACAUCGCACCUUAACUGAAAGCUAUUCGUUACGUAGUUUGAUUUAGAUUUUAAUACAAUUAUUACGGUUUGAAUGCGAUAAUAGGAUAAAGUCUCUGUUGCUAUUCUGUUUCAACUCCUUACCUUACCUUUGGAAUUUCCCUUCUUCAUAAUUGUUAUUCGUGUUGUGAUAGCAAUUUAACUAAUGUCUUGAUGCGUAUAUUUUAUUAUACUUACAUACCGGAAGCUAUAUUAUCCGAAGGCAAUAGCGUGCCAAUAUAGUGAUAUUGAAUAGCCAAUGCGCAAUUCGACAUCAAAAAAUUGUCGAAUCCAUUUAGCUAAAUUUGAUAAAUGCGUUAUUUACAUGGCAACUCAUAAUAAUGUCAGUUGAUGUUCUGUUCAUGAAUCUUCUAUUCUGUAUACUUAGUUUAAUUCUGUAAUUGUUCUAUUUCAUGAUACAUGUUUGGUCUUACAUUUCCUGCAAAAAUGUCUGUAAAAAUUUUCCUUAACUCAUCUCGUUGACUAUUUAUACCUUAGUAGUAUCGUGUAUACACCACAUAUAAACAGCGACAUUAGUCUAUCUUUAAGGCAACAUUAACCAGUGAUAAUUUGUUUCGUCCUCAGACUACUAAUCCUAAUCUGAUUACCAUGAAUAAAUGGAAUUAUACGACUUUCUCGACUUGACCAGGGGUGAUUACAACAUUUAUCG
Messenger RNA from Trichoplax adhaerens, 3388 nucleotides. RefSeq lists its product as uncharacterized. Gene Ontology annotation, cellular component: eukaryotic translation initiation factor 4F complex. The record is from RefSeq and is a predicted model, not a curated record. Bases 1 to 2697 code for a protein of 898 amino acids. Lineage: Eukaryota; Metazoa; Placozoa; Uniplacotomia; Trichoplacea; Trichoplacidae. Gene Ontology annotation, molecular function: protein binding; translation initiation factor activity; mRNA binding. The transcript has 29 exons.